Pichia membranifaciens NRRL Y-2026 is the source of this 945-nucleotide messenger RNA. RefSeq lists its product as hypothetical. Gene Ontology annotation, cellular component: cytoplasm. The transcript has a single exon. Gene Ontology annotation, biological process: tetrahydrofolate biosynthetic process; tetrahydrobiopterin biosynthetic process. Lineage: Eukaryota; Fungi; Ascomycota; Pichiomycetes; Pichiales; Pichiaceae. The record is from RefSeq and is a predicted model, not a curated record. Bases 1 to 945 code for a protein of 314 amino acids. Gene Ontology annotation, molecular function: zinc ion binding; GTP binding; GTP cyclohydrolase I activity.
AUGUAUAAGAAAGAUGCCAUUGAUCGAGAUCUAGAUGCCAGACUGAAAAGCGUGCAUUUGAACGAAAAACAGCCCCAAACAAGUUCGAACUUAUCAGAGCAAAAUUCGGCCUACUCAUCAGCUCCUGGAUCGGGUGCCACCGAUGUGACCACGCCUGAGACCGGUGCGGAGGAGGAGGAGGAGCAGAAGGAGCAGAAGGAGCAAAUACAGACUCGUCAUCCACAGCCUAAGAAAGAGCCGUGGUACAAGAAACUAUCGGGAGUGCCACUUAAUACUAGACCUGCCUCUCCAUAUACGCUUAAUCCACCCAUUGAUUCGGAUGGGUUGUCAUGGCCUAGUAUGGGUGCCCGGGAACGUUUAGAGUCUAGUCCAGAAGAGGCCGGCAAGAGGGAAAAGAGGAUUGCAGAGGCGGUUAAAACGAUUCUUACCGAGUUGGGUGAAGAUCCAAAUAGAGAAGGUCUUUUGGAAACGCCAGAACGUUAUGCACGUGCGAUGCUAUUUUUCACCAAGGGAUAUGAGGAAAACAUCAAGGAUGUGAUCAAGCGGGCUGUUUUUGAAGAAGAUCAUGAUGAAAUGGUGAUUGUGAAGGACAUUGAGAUCUAUUCAUUGUGUGAGCACCAUUUGGUUCCUUUUUUCGGUAAGUGCCAUAUUGCGUACAUUCCUAACAAAAAGGUUUUAGGGUUGAGCAAAUUGGCGAGACUUGCUGAGAUGUUUUCCAGAAGACUCCAAGUUCAGGAAAGAUUGACAAAGCAGAUUGCCAUUGCUCUUAGUGAGAUUUUACAGCCACGUGGUGUUGCCGUUGUCAUCGAAGCUACCCAUAUGUGUAUGGUGAGUAGGGGUGUUCAGAAAUCUGGUGCUAUAACGUCAACGAGUUGUAUGCUUGGGUGUUUCAGAUCCCAACAGAAAACUAGAGAUGAGUUCUUGACUUUACUGGGGAGAAAUUGA